AUGAAAUCAUAAAAUUGCGUAUAAUAGAUUCAACGAAUUGAAUUCAUAUGUCAUUAGUGCAUAUUUGAAAUUAAGAUACUAGUUUAAUGAAUAAUAAGUUAUACGUAUUAUACAUAUUAUACGUAUUUCGUUAUAAUUUGUUUAUGAUAUUAUUAGUGGAAAUUCAUUAUUAUUAAACUAUAAUUUUCUAAUUUGUAUCGGUAUAUAUAUAUAUAUAUAUAUAUAUAGAUGUAUAUAGAUGUUACUACAUACUUACACAUCUACGGUAGAUAUUCCACGUGGUUGAAAUACUAGGAAUUGUACAUGGUUCUGUAAUAUGUGUAUUUGCUGUGAAAAAUGGAUACUAAUUGUGAUUUAAUAAAAACAAUUGAAGAUGAUCAGGAAGUGCCAAAUUUCUCUGAAGAUUCUGAUGUCGAAGAUGAUUUUCAGCCUAGGAAACAAAAGAAAAAGGAAAAUAAAGACUUCGAUAACAAUUUUCAAUUUGUAAAUGAUAUUUCCGAUUACAAUAAAGACACAUGGAAUGACUUAAACAAGUAUAUUAAACGAAAAGCUAAGACAAAACUUGAUGAUAAAAUUAAAAGAAUUAGAAGAGGAUCCGAAUCUAAAAUACAAAAUGAAAUAGAUAAUGAAUCCAAUAUAGACUUGCCUGAAAUUAAAAAAGAAGAUGAUGAACUAUCUUUAUCAGAAGACGAGCUUAGAAAAGAUAUAUUUAAAACUAAAGAAAAGAAAGGUAAAAAGAAAGUGGUUGUUAAAGAAAAUGAUGAAGAAACAAUUAACUUUGAGGAGUAUUCAAAUAUAGAAACUCAUGCAACAUUUUACCAAAUGAAUUUGUCGCGUCCUUUAUUAAAGGCUAUAACAGCCAUGAAUUUUGUGCAUCCAACACCUAUACAAGCUGCUACCAUCCCUGUUGCAUUACUGGGUCGUGAUAUAUGUGGUUGUGCUGCUACAGGUACUGGUAAAACUGCAGCUUAUAUGUUACCAACACUAGAAAGAUUAUUAUAUAGGCCAUUAGAUGGUCCUUCUGUUUCUCGUGUUCUUGUACUUGUUCCAACAAGAGAACUUGGUGUGCAAGUGUAUCAAGUUACAAAACAGUUAUCUCAAUUUACAACAAUUGAAGUAGGAUUAUCUGUUGGUGGUUUAGAUGUGAAAGUUCAAGAGGCUGUAUUAAGGAAGAAUCCAGAUAUAGUAAUAGCUACUCCAGGAAGAUUAAUUGAUCAUUUAAGAAAUACGCCAUCGUUUUCAUUAGACAGCAUUGAAGUGCUUAUAUUAGAUGAGGCAGAUAGGAUGUUAGAUGAAUACUUUGCAGAACAGAUGAAGUACAUAGUAAAACAAUGUUCAAGAAGCAGACAAACAAUUUUAUUCUCAGCUACUAUGACUGAAGAAGUGAAAGAUUUGGCCGCUGUAUCUUUAGAUAAACCAGUUAAAGUUUUUGUAGAUAGCAAUCAAGACGUUGCUUUUAAUUUACGCCAAGAGUUUAUUCGGAUACGAAAAGAAAGAGAAGGGGAUCGUGAAGCAAUUUUGGCAGCCCUAAUUUGUAGAACCUUUCAUGAUCAUGUCAUGGUCUUUGUGCAAACAAAAAAACAAGCUCAUAGAUUACACAUUUUAUUAGGGUUAUUAGGCAUCAAGGUAGGAGAACUUCAUGGUAAUCUUACACAACCACAACGUCUAGAAAAUUUAACAAAAUUUAAAAAUGAAGAAAUAGAUAUUUUAUUAGCAACAGAUGUUGCUGCAAGAGGUUUAGAUAUUAGUGGGGUAAAAACUGUAAUUAAUUUCGUAAUGCCAGUUACCAUGCAACAUUACAUUCAUAGAGUUGGGAGAACAGCUAGAGCUGGUCGUGUUGGAGUGUCAGUAUCACUAGCUGGAGAACAAGAACGGUCUUUGGUUAAAGAAAUUAUUAAAAAUGCAAAAAAUCCAGUAAAGAAUCGAAUAAUACUUCCUGAUAUAAUCGACAAAUAUUCUAAAAAAUUACAGUCUCUUGAAACUGAUGUAAACAAAAUUUUAGAAGAAGAACGAAAUGAAAGGGAAUUAGCUAAGAUAGAAAAUCAAGCAAAUCGAGCAGAAAAAUUAUUAAAAAAUGAAAGUAAUAAGGGCGCUCAAAGAACUUGGUUCCAAACUCAGAAAGAAAGGAAAGAAGAAAAGGAGAAAUUAUCAUUGACUGAAAAACAAAACACAAAUAAAGAGAAGAAACAAAACAAAGAGCCAUCAAACAUAAUUGAAGAAAAGAAAAAGAAAUCUAAAGAACCUAAACAGGAAACAGCAGAGGAUAGAGCCAAAAGAGAAUUAGAAAAAAUUGCAGCAUACCAAGCGAGAUUAGCUAAGAAAAAGAACAAACAAAAUAAAAUUCGGGCAGUUGUAGAGAAUGAUAAGUUUUCAUCCAACAGAAAAGCAUCGCUAAAACGGCCAAAAUCUUCAUUUGCUGCUGACUUAACAAAUACAAGCAAGAAAGCUGUGAAAAAAAUGCGUUACGAGGCAAAUGUUAAAAAGAAUCAAAGUAAAAGAAAAAAUGCAAAGAGUUUAAACAUAGGAAAAGAGGGUAGCAGAUCAAAUUUUAAAAGACGUUAAUUUUGAUAUUUGUAACUAUGUCUUAUUAAAUACAUACCAUUUUACUUAAUUUGUUUUAUUAUAGAACCGUUACAAUGCGUCACUUAUGUCUCACAGAUUGACAGAUGAAUAGCACUGAUUAAUUGGUUUUUUUCAUCAGAAUAUGUAUAGUUUGUAGUCUAUAACCUGUUUGAAAAAAUUGCAGUACUAUGCAAUUAAAUACUUAUAGAAACAAAUGUUUGAUAAUAAUACUAUAAGAUAAAAUAUAGCAUAAUCCAAAACAAUUUGAACUUAUAAAUUAUUUCAAGAAAUAUCAAAUUAAAUUUCAUAAAGCUGAAACAGUAACAAUGCACUGCUGAUGACUUAUGAACAAUGCUUUGUACAUAUAUGAAAAAUAAAGAAUGACCUUUAUGAAUGUUUAAAAAGUUAAAAAUUGCAAGAUUUGCAUUGUACUGUAAUUUCAGUGAAGAGGUAAUAGGUAUGUGUUAAUUCUAUAAUGUUUAUAUAAUAAGAUCAAACACUCAUCGCCAUUCACAGCCUCAUACACUAUUCUCAUUCUCAUCUUAAUGUUUAAUACAAUUUAAUGCUUAAUACUAAGAAUUCUAAUGAUGACAAAGGAAAUUUUAUAAAACCUAGGCCCAUUUUAAAUUUUAAUGCUAUUCAAAUUUGUAUCCAAUUUCCUAAUUUUUUAAUAACAAAAAGGUGUGAGAUUAUUUAUUUUUAACUCUAAAUAUUAAGUAAAUUCUAUAGAAUUUUACACUUAAUCUAUAUUUAUUCAAAAGUUUCAUUUAUUUCUGUUUACUGUAGUUAUGAAGUAAAAUAUAUUUUUAAAUGAAUACAUUAUGUUCAAAGCAAUUGGUAAUACGUAAAAUUAACAUUAUAUAAAUAUCUAUAAAUGCAAUGAAUGUUUUUCAACAUCUUAUAAAAUACGAAAUAAAAAUAUAAGUAUUUAAACCAUUCAAAGUAUGUAUACAAUUCCUCGAGAUAUCGGAAUAAUACUUUUUACUAUAUUGUUUGUACAAAUAUAUGUUCUGGAUACAAAUUUGAAUUAAAGUGAUACGAAAGUAAGUUUAUAAUACAUAUACAAUAAUGACAGUAAUGGAAGAAUAACUGUCACGUUCGAUGAUAAACUUCAAUCAAUUAUUGAAUUGGUGGUGCAUUGUCGAUACUUUUGUAUAACAAAAAUUUUUACGUUUAUUUUUUAUAUUAAUGCGCACUGUCCGUCGAAGAUAUCUAUAUGUAUACAUUUAUUAGAUACUAUUGAAGUAUUUAUAAGGACACCUUGUCUGAAAUAAAUUAAUAAUUAGUGGCCGUGCGCUGACCAAAUCUCAUUUAAAUUAAUUUUUGGAUUAAAAUAUAAACAGAUAAUUUUAUGAGAAAAUACAUAUUUUCUCAGGAAAUAAUAGUUACCAAAAUUGUCAUUCUUUCAAUAAAAUAAUUAUAGCAUUAAGGCAAUAAUAUUAAUUAUAAUAUAAUAUAAUUAUAAUGAUAAUCAGAUUAAUAGAAUCAAAAAACUUUGGAUCACAAAGCCAAUUGACACACACCCUUUUGUUUAGUACAUGAUGUUCACAGAAAUCCAACAACGUUAUGUUGUUCUCUUCUGCGUGUAAAGAUUUAAUGAAGUGUAUUAUUUCGACGUAUUUCAUGUAAUAAAUGUGGUUUUCGAUUACUUUUUUCUGAAAACUACAAUUAAGUUUGAUGAUAUCAUGUAAGGAUUUUACUAUUUGGAAUAGUUUGUUACAAAAAUUUUGUAUACAAUCUCAUUAAUCUAUGAAGAAAAAUGCACAUGAAAUAAGUAUAUAUAAACAUUUGUAUUCGUCAAUGCAAAAGUGAACAAUACAACAAUUGUCAGAUAUUUCACAAGAAAGAAAGGGAAAUACUUUCGAAGACUUGUGUAAAAAAGAUGGUGGUUAAACAGUUAUUAAUUAUACAAAAGAUUGUAUUUUUUAUCAA
Messenger RNA from Bombus pyrosoma, 4494 nucleotides. RefSeq names its product probable ATP-dependent RNA helicase DDX27 (gene Rs1). The transcript has 13 exons. NCBI's taxonomy places the organism in Eukaryota, Metazoa, Arthropoda, Insecta, Hymenoptera, Apidae. The coding region runs from base 337 to 2562 and encodes 741 amino acids. Gene Ontology annotation, molecular function: nucleic acid binding; ATP binding; RNA helicase activity. The record is from RefSeq and is a predicted model, not a curated record.